Messenger RNA from Saccostrea cuccullata (small rock oyster), 1169 nucleotides. RefSeq lists its product as uncharacterized. The record is from RefSeq and is a predicted model, not a curated record. The transcript has 2 exons. Gene Ontology annotation, molecular function: protein binding. Bases 8 to 1039 code for a protein of 343 amino acids. NCBI's taxonomy places the organism in Eukaryota, Metazoa, Mollusca, Bivalvia, Ostreida, Ostreidae.
UGUUAAUAUGUCCCCUUCAAACGCUCUCAUUCCUAUAGCAAUAGUGAUAUUUGUCCAGCAUAAUUAUGCGCAAUUUACAAAGAACUCAGCCCAGGAUUCGAUGUCUCCAAACGUGGACACGUCCUCCAUACAACAGCUUGUUCUCAGUAACGUGACCAGGAGUAUCAAAAAUGAUACAAGGGACUCGAAGUCUUCAACAAUAGAAAGGCCCUUUGUCAAAAAAAUUCUCUCGAAUCAAGGAACCAGGAUGACAAACAAUGCUAUAGAGGAUUUAAAUUAUCUUCGAAGAGACACGCCCACAAUCCAGUCACUUCUAAAGAAUCAAGAGACCAGGAACAGGAACAAUGCUACAGAGAAUUCGAAGUCUGUAAAUGAGAGUCCGUCUUCUAUCCUCUAUCUUCUGAAUCAAGAGACUUUAAAAAGAAUACAGCUAGAGAACAACCUACAGAGUGUUCAAAAGGAUUUAUCAGUUCUAAAGAAAGAGAACAUUCGUAUAAGACAGGAAUUACUUAAAAGCAUGAGGGACCACACAGAAAAGCUAACCGACUUUAAAUUAUAUGUUAACGAAAGCAUUGCAUCAAUUAAAUCAAAUGAACUACUGGACAAAAAUUUUGCGAAUGCAAGAGCAAACUUUACAGAUGUCUCAGAUCAGAUAGCAUUCGAGGCGCGGAUCACAUCUGUUUUAGAAUUCAAAGGUAAUCAGGGAUCCGUGGUACUUUUUGAUCAAGUCCUCCUUAAUGACGGCAAUGGAUAUAAUAGUUCAACAGGCAUAUUCAUAGCCCCGAGGGAUGGGUUAUAUGUCUUUGGAUGGCACAUUUUACCUGGUUACCAGAGCAUUUCACAUACGGGUUUGAUAGUAAAUAAUAAUGAGAUAUCAGGAAAUUAUUGUAACACAAGGAGGAAUACAGGUCAACAACUUUGCAGUAAAAUGUCUGUGGUGAAGUUAGCUGUCGGAGAUAAGGUGUGGAUAGGCUAUCCUCGCCCUGGAGAUAAUCGAGCAAAAUCUUAUUUCUCCAGUUUCUGUGGUUUUAAAUUAUGAAGAGUAUGACAGAUGUAGGCCCUCUGAAAAUUUCAUUGAAAUUUCUUUUCAUUUAAUCUUGUUGUUAGGAUGAAUCAGGAACAAACAUUUUUUUGAUUGUCGGAAGUUUAACUUCCAUUUAAUUUUAUCA